GUCACCUGACUCUACCCGGAAGCCUUGUAGAAGCAGACAACCAUAACAACAAAACUUCCCACUGAAAACGUGAUUUUUAAAGUUGUUUCCUGUUGUUCAUCAUGGAGUCGACCCUCGAACAGCAUCUUGAUGAUACAAUGAAGAACCCAGCAGUGGUCGGAGUGCUUUGUACGGAUCAACAAGGACACAACCUGGGCUGCCGAGGCUCCCUGUCUGAUGAACAUGGCGGUGUCGUGUCCGUUUUGGCCAAACAAGCUGCAGCUCUCACAAAAGACCCGACAGACACUCCGACUGUGUGUCUGGAGUCCGAGUCAGGAAAUAUUCUGGUGAGGAGUCACGGGACCAUCACAGUCGCAGUUCACAAGAUCGCAUCCUGAAGAAAACACCAACAAUGAUGAUUAAUUUUAUUGUAAAGAAAUGUCAACACAACUUUCUUGUUACCAUUGUUAACAAUAAUGUGUAAUCCCAACAGUUUUUGCUGAUGUCUGCUUUUUCUGUGAACUUCUGUGAACAGACUUAAUGUGGCCUCUCUCUUUUAUGUAUGAAAUAAUCUAUUUAAACCAUUCAGUGAUAUUUUAAAGAUGGCAUGUAUAAUCUAGCCUCUGUAUCAUGUUACUCCUGGGUUUGUCAAUGCUUGUGUGCACCCUUUGCUUUGUGUUCAUUUGUUGAAUCUGCUGCAGUCAUGCAGAGAAUGGCACCCCUAAAUAAACUUUAACUUGA
Cheilinus undulatus (humphead wrasse) is the source of this 720-nucleotide messenger RNA. It is a transcript of the gene lamtor5, whose product is annotated as late endosomal/lysosomal adaptor, MAPK and MTOR activator 5. NCBI's taxonomy places the organism in Eukaryota, Metazoa, Chordata, Actinopteri, Labriformes, Labridae. Gene Ontology annotation, biological process: positive regulation of TORC1 signaling; cellular response to amino acid stimulus. Gene Ontology annotation, molecular function: guanyl-nucleotide exchange factor activity. Gene Ontology annotation, cellular component: lysosome; Ragulator complex; cytoplasm. The transcript has 4 exons. The record is from RefSeq and is a predicted model, not a curated record. The coding region runs from base 102 to 377 and encodes 91 amino acids.